AUGCCGUUUAUGCACGGAGCGAUGCCUCUAAGGCGAACAUAUUACUUCCUUCAACAAGGAAAAAUACACUUUCGAGACAAUGUCGCCGUUUUUGCGAUGAGUUUCCAUUUGAGACCGAAAGCCGAACAAAAAGGAGCUAGAGAUUUCAUAUUCUGGCAUUGGGCCCAAUUGCAGCACAACAAUCCGACGGUUCAGCUUGUCAAACAUAGAGACAUGGUGAUCACUCCUUUUGCAAGAGCUUAUUUAAAAGACGGACGCGAGGUUCUUUUUGACUUGGAAGGCAUGAAUCGUGAAGAAAUCGAGCAACACAUAAUCAAAACUUUGGGGAAAACGGAAUUGGUUCGAAAACGAGAGUCAUUGGAAGCUAUAGCCAAAGUGAAUCCAGCAGAUUUUGGUUCGAACUGUGGACGACAGUGCAUGUGUGAAGUACAAGGACAACAUCCGUGCACUGGUAUGAUCUAUGCGCCAAAAGUGCUCACUGGCAAAUAUCGCUGGAAUCACAAUCUUCUU
Mesorhabditis belari is the source of this 510-nucleotide messenger RNA. NCBI's taxonomy places the organism in Eukaryota, Metazoa, Nematoda, Chromadorea, Rhabditida, Rhabditidae. The record is from the annotation of a GenBank genome assembly.